Haplochromis burtoni (Burton's mouthbrooder) is the source of this 1841-nucleotide messenger RNA. RefSeq names its product ubiquitin-like modifier activating enzyme 3 (gene uba3). Gene Ontology annotation, cellular component: cytoplasm; nucleus. The record is from RefSeq and is a predicted model, not a curated record. Gene Ontology annotation, molecular function: NEDD8 activating enzyme activity. Gene Ontology annotation, biological process: protein neddylation. Lineage: Eukaryota; Metazoa; Chordata; Actinopteri; Cichliformes; Cichlidae. The transcript has 17 exons. The coding region runs from base 83 to 1432 and encodes 449 amino acids.
UUUUAUCCGACAGUAACGCUAUUGUUGGCUGACAGAUUUCUUGUUUACUACUGCUAAAUUGGACAUUUGAAGUUACUCAAAGAUGGCGGAGACGGACGAGCCGAUGUUGGUGGAUGGAGACACUGGAAGCACCUCUGACUGGGAUGACCGUUGGAACCAUAUCAAGAAGUUUUUGGAAAGAUCAGGUCCAUUCAUGCAUCCUGACUUUGAACCCAGCACAGAGUCCUUGCAGUUUAUGUUAGAAACCUGUAAAAUCUUGGUCAUUGGUGCUGGUGGUUUGGGAUGUGAGCUGCUAAAAAACCUGGCCUUAUCAGGCUUUCGCAACAUUCAUGUUGUCGACAUGGACACCAUUGAUGUUUCCAACCUAAAUCGACAGUUCCUCUUCAGAGCUAAAGAUGUAGGUCGACCCAAGGCGGAUGUUGCUGCUGACUUUAUAAACAGCCGUGUGCCUGGAUGCUGUGUAAUCCCCUAUUUUAAAAAGAUUCAAGACUUAGAUGAAACAUUCUACAGACAAUUCCAUAUAAUUGUGUGUGGAUUGGACUCUAUUGUGGCGAGGAGGUGGAUGAAUGGUAUGCUGCUAUCUUUGCUGGUGUAUGAAGAUGGUGUCUUAGAUCCAUCAUCCAUCAUCCCUCUGAUUGAUGGUGGGACUGAAGGCUUUAAAGGCAAUGCCAGAGUCAUUUUCCCUGGCAUGACAGCCUGCAUUGACUGCACCCUUGAGCUUUACCCUCCCCAGAUCAACUUCCCCAUGUGUACAAUAGCCUCAAUGCCUCGUCUGCCAGAACAUUGCAUUGAGUACGUGCGAAUAUUACUAUGGCCAAAAGAGAUGCCCUUUGGAGAUGACGUGUCUCUGGAUGGAGAUGACCCAGAACACAUCCAGUGGGUGUACCAGAAAUCUCUGGAGAGGGCAGCAGAGUUCAGCAUAACAGGAGUCACAUAUAGACUAACACAGGGGGUUGUUAAGAGGAUAAUCCCUGCUGUAGCAUCCACAAAUGCUGCCAUUGCUGCUGCUUGUGCAACUGAGGUUUUCAAAAUAGCAUCAAGUGCAUAUUUACCUCUGAAUAAUUACAUGGUCUUCAAUGAUGUUGACGGCCUGUACACCUACACCUUUGAAGCCGAAAGGAAGGAAAACUGUUCAGCUUGCAGCCAAGUACCUUCGGACCUACACUUUUCGCCAUCUUCCAAACUCCAGGAGGUGUUGGACUACCUGACUGAGAGCACCUCCCUACAAAUGAAAUCACCUGCCAUAACAACAACGAUGGAUGGAAAGAAUAAGACUUUAUAUUUACAGUCGGUUGCGUCCAUUGAACAGAGGACGCGGCCUAAUCUGGCCAAAACCCUGAAGGAGCUGGGGCUGGCUGACGGACAAGAGCUGGCUGUAGCUGAUGUCACCACACCUCAGACUGUGUUGUUCAAACUCUGCUUUACCUCAUGAGACAGAAUCAAGCACCUCUGCAACUCAUCUAAAAGCUACAACAGUUUACUGCUUAUUCAGUCAAAAUGUCAACCUAAAUGUAACCUAUUUAACUGUUCCAGUACAAGUAUUGACUAAAGUUAACAUUUUCCACUGAAAAGCCAAAUCUUAGUUCAAACUUGGUUAUGUUUUGGUGAAUAAUUGAUGUCAGAUUUCUGCAUUAAUAUUUUGCUGGAGCCUAUAGCAUGUUCUGUGCAAUGACAGAUGCAAGGGUUAUUGUUUUAAGAUUACUUUGUACUUGUUUUACAAAUUAAUAUUUAUUUAUUUCAACUCAUUUUUUAGAUGUUUAGCCACUGAAGUGGUAAAACACAUCGACAAUGAUGAUGUGUGAACUGGAAUAAAAUAAUCUUUUUUUUGUUUGUUUUAUUAA